This is a messenger RNA of Coregonus clupeaformis (lake whitefish), 3985 nucleotides long. RefSeq names its product DDB1- and CUL4-associated factor 6. The transcript is spliced from 20 exons. Gene Ontology annotation, molecular function: protein binding. Bases 475 to 3684 code for a protein of 1069 amino acids. The record is from RefSeq and is a predicted model, not a curated record. NCBI's taxonomy places the organism in Eukaryota, Metazoa, Chordata, Actinopteri, Salmoniformes, Salmonidae. Gene Ontology annotation, cellular component: cytoplasm; Cul4-RING E3 ubiquitin ligase complex. Gene Ontology annotation, biological process: positive regulation of transcription by RNA polymerase II.
UUAGCCAACGUCGCCUACAAGUGUGAGUGGCGAUUUCUAUUGGAGAGCCGUUUCUGUCUGUCUUCAUACUGUACUGACUUUGUCUACUCCUUGCGGGCUGCGUCAUACUGCUGCAAUGUUGACGGUCUCGAUUAAUGGUCUCGAGCAUAGAAAUAGAACGUAUAGAACGGCCCGCACACAAUUGAGGAACCGCUUUAUCGCGUUGUUUCAAGCAGGGAGUUCGACACAACAAGAGAGAGAAAUAGAGCCACCCAAAUAACAAACAGCAUCAGAGGAAUAAAGCGACCGAAGAGGGGGCGAUAAGCAAAGCUGGAUAUAGCUUAGCACGCAUGCUAACGUUGGCUUCUAGUUAGCUAGCUACGUCGCAACGGCCAAACGACCCCGCAGAGAACAACAUCCAAAGGCGAUAGUCAGAAGGCAGGGUUUACAACUGAAUUUCAAUGGUAUUUUUAAAUAAAAGCAGGUUCGAGCAUUAUGUCCUGCUCUGGUAACCUGGUUUGGGAUGUUAACAAGCGCUCCAUUGGAUAUAAUGACCCGAAUGCUGUCAGGAUCAACUACUUAGGGAGAAGAGAAUUUGUCCAGCGGCUGAAACUCGAAGCGACGCUCAAUGUUCACGAUGGCUGUGUCAAUACCAUAUCCUGGAACGACACUGGAGAGUACAUCCUGUCAGGGUCGGACGAUACCAACCUGGUCAUCACAAACCCAUACAACAGAAAGGUCAAGGCAACCAUACGGUCGGGUCACCGGGCGAACAUCUUCAGUGCCAAGUUCAUGCCUCAGACCAGUGACCAGCAGAUCAUCUCGUGCUCUGGGGACGGUAUCAUCUACUACACCCACACAGAGAAGAGCCCUGACAUCAACAGGCAGUGCCAGUUCACCUGCCACUACGGAACAGCCUACGAGAUUAUGACGGUACCCAACGACCCCUACACGUUCCUGUCGUGUGGGGAGGACGGCACCGUGCGCUGGUUCGACCUGCGCACGAAGACCAGCUGUACUAAAGAGGACUGCAAAGACGACAUCCUGAUUAACUGUCGACGGGCGGCGACGUCUAUUUCCAUCAGUCCGCUGGUGCCCUAUUACCUGGCGGUGGGCUGCUCCGACAGUUCCGUACGCAUCUACGACAGACGCAUGCUGGGCACCAGGGCUACGGGGAACUACAUGGGCCGUGGAACGACGGGCAUGUGUGUGCGCUUCGUUCCGGCCCACCUGUCCAACAAGUCGUGUCGUGUGACGUCGCUGUGCUACAGCGGGGAUGGGCAGGAGGUGCUGGUCAGCUACUCUUCAGACUAUGUCUACCUGUUUGACCCCAAUAAUGACCAGGCCCGAGAGCUGAAGGGUCCGUCCGAGGAGAGGAGGGAGGAGCUGCGUCAACCCCCAGUGAAGCGUCUUCGUCUACGAGGUGACUGGUCUGACACCGGUCCCCGAGCUCGCCCUGAGAGCGAGAGAGAGCGGGACGGAGAGCAGAGCCGCAACGUGUCGCUGAUGCAGAGGAUGUCGGACAUGUUGUCCCGCUGGUUCGAGGAGGCCAGUGAAGCCCAGGUGGGCCGGGGGACCACGCGCCCUCAGACACGCCCUAGAGGCACUCUUCCUCGCAUAGAGGGGACUUCUACAACCCCCACCAUUCCAACGCUCCCUACAACACCCCCUCCACAAGAAGCCAGAGCCCCAGAGGGCUCCGUGGAAAUGGAGGCCCCUGCCAUCACCACUGUAUCUGUACUCCUUCCCAAGUCCACCUGCUCCUCAGGGUCAUCGUCUACGGUUACAGCACCUCCACCGUCAACCUCCUCACCCAUGGAGGGCUCGGUGCCUCCCUCAUCCGCCCUCACCUCCUCCCCAGACUCAGAGCAGGGGAGUCAGGCAGACACGGCUGUGACUCCGACGCCAACACCCACCACAGAGGCUGCUCUGUCUGUAUCCCCCUCGUCUCUCCACCGCUCUAUCCCUCUCGUCUCUCUACUGCUCUAUCCCUCUCGUCUCUCCACCUCUCUGUCAGAGUACAGCCCUCACCGGCUGCCGGUAAGUUUAGUGUGUAGGCGCUUGCAGCGGCUGCUCAUGUUGGCCGACCCACCAGGACAGAGCCAAUCCCCUUCCUCCACCGCAGCCACUGAGAGCCAAUCACAGGGGGCUGUUGCUGCUGCCACCAAGACGGCCCCCCAUACAGAUUCUCCCUCGUCUGUGGUUAACAAACAGCUGGGAUCCAUGACUCUGGAUGAGCAGCAGGGAGCAUCAGAAGCUGUGAGUGUAAGUGCUGGAGCGAGUUCAGUCAAAGUGAAAACUCUGUCUGGGUCUGCCAGUUUAACUGGAACUUCGUCUGGGUCCGGGGCACCCAGCAGCAGUACUGGACCUGGAGGUAGCCGAGCCAGCACGGCAGAACCCGUCCUGAGUCUACACUACAGCACUGAGGGAACCACCACCAGCACCAUCAAACUGGACUUCACUGACGAGUGGAGCCGCAUAGCCUCCAGUUCCAGGGGCAGCGGAGCCUCCAGUUCCAGGGGCAGCGGAGCCUCCAGUUCCAGGGGCAGCGGAGCCUCCAGUUCCAGGGGCAGCGGAGCCUCCAGUUCCAGGGGCAGCGGAGCCUCCAGUUCCAGGGGCAGCGGAGCCUCCAGUUCCAGGGGCAGCGGAGCCUCCAGUUCCAGGGGCAGCGGAGCCUCCAGUGGAGAGCCCAAACUGUCAGAGGCAGCAGGGGCCUUCCAGACCAGAGAAGGGCCUUUGGCAGAGAGCUCUGCCUCUGAGUAUGUGGCUGUGUCGGAGCCCCCCGACCAGAGCAGGUCUGCUGCUUCCCACUCAGACCCAGAGUGUGAGGCUGGGGGUGCCUCCUUCUCCAGCAUCCAGGGCUCCACGCUGGCCCAGGCCCCAGCACAAGCCUCCUCUGUGGGGGAUAGUGUGACUGCCACGCCCCUGGAGAGGAGCCAGGGUGUGGGUGCAGAGGACACCACUGGGGGGUGCAGGAGAGAGGAGCCUGCGGGGGAGGGGGGGCAUGGGGGUCCGACAGGGCCAGGGGGGCAGGGGGUUCCAACGGGACCAGGAGGGCAGGGUCAACCCUCCCGUAGCAACCAGGACUCAGACGACAGCGAUGACGACCCAAUUCUUAUCCCCUCUGCGAGGUACAGAGGAGGACAAGGACAGAGACGCUCAGCUGCGGCCCGUAUCCAGGAACUGUUUCGUCGGAGGAAGGAGAGGAGAGAGAUGGAGGAGAGUGAGACCCAGAAUAUCAGGAGACCCUCAGUCAAAAUGGUCUACAAGGGCCACCGCAACUCCAGGACUAUGAUCAAGGAGUCGUGUUUCUGGGGGAACAACUUUGUGAUGAGCGGUUCAGACUGUGGCCACAUCUUCAUCUGGGACAGACACACGGGCGAGCACCUGAUGCUGCUGGAGGCCGACAAUCAUGUAGUCAACUGUCUCCAGCCACACCCCUAUGACCCCAUUCUUGCCUCGUCAGGGAUCGACUACAAUAUUAAAAUCUGGUCACCGUUGGAGGCGUCGCCGUCCUUUAACAGAGUCCUAGCUGACGAGGUGAUCACGCGUAAUGAGUUGAUGCUAGAGGAGACCAGGAACACCAUCACAGUCCCCGCCUCCUUCAUGCUGCGAAUGCUGGCCUCCCUUAAUCACAUAAGAACGGAUCGCUUGGAGGGUGACCGCUCAGAAGGUUCUGGACAGGAGAACGAGGGUGAGCAGUAGCUGCCCGGACACCAUUUUAUUUGAAAAAGAAAACAAUUUUUUUCUUUUGCUCUAAAAAGCACUUGAAGAUCUUGAGAUUUGUACAAGUAUUAUGUAGAAUAUUUCCUUAUCUGAGCAUUAGUUACAUUUUUAGCUCUUCUUUUUUAAGAUGACUUUCUUACUGGUGUGUCUGUAUGAGAACUGCAUGUGAGGAAAAGUGUGUGAAUGCAAGCGCAAAGCCAGACUCAUAUAUGUAUAUGUAUGUAUGUAUGUGUGUACAGUUGAAGUCGGAAGUUUACAUACAUUAGGUUGGAGUCAUUAA